Molecule: messenger RNA, 2126 nt
Organism: Cylicocyclus nassatus
Lineage: Eukaryota; Metazoa; Nematoda; Chromadorea; Rhabditida; Strongylidae
Source: the annotation of a GenBank genome assembly
UGUUUAGAUGGAGUGAAGAAAAUCGAACACAGAUACACUACUCCAAUAUGGUGCAAUAGUUUUCAAACGGUCAACUGAACGACUAUGGAGUUAAGUUUAGGACAAUGAACCCCACAGACUCGUCUCGCUUAACGCAGUACAAGAAUAAGGGGAAGGAUACGAUACUCAAGAACAGUAGGGUAGACGAGGCUGUCACAAUUCGUAAAGACAAAAGGGAAGAUCUGUUAUCGAAGCGGCGUAAUAUUAACGCACAAGAUGAAAAUGUUGUUCGAUCUUCAGCUCAGUCGGGGCCGUUCGAUAGCGACCUGUUGCAACAAAUAGUAAAGAUGGCACGUAGUGAUGAUCCAAGUAUCAAAUUGGCAGCUGUUCAGCAAGCUCGUAAAAUGUUAUCUUCGGAUCGUAACCCGCCAAUAGAUGAUCUUAUCUCUAGCGACAUUUUACCAAUACUUGUAAACUGCCUCGUCUCUGAUGAUGUCAAUCUGCAAUUUGAAGCCGCAUGGGCUCUCACAAACAUCGCCUCGGGAACGUCCGAACAAACCCAGGCAGUGGUAAAUGCGGGUGCUGUUCCGCUUUUCCUGCAGCUUUUGUCAAGUGGUAAUUUGAAUGUCUGUGAACAAGCUGUAUGGGCUUUGGGUAAUAUAAUUGGCGACGGUCCUCACUUUCGAGACUACUGUCUACAGCUUGGUAUACUUCCUCUGCUGUUAAACUUCAUAACACCGGAAAUACCUCUCGGGUUUUUACGGAACGUCACCUGGGUCAUCGUGAAUCUUUGCCGAUCGAAAGAUCCUCCCCCAACCCCUGAGAUUGUGAAAACCAUUUUACCAGCGCUGGUAUUGCUGAUUCAUCACGAUGAUGCUAACAUUCUUGUUGAUACCGUGUGGGCCCUGUCGUAUCUUACCGACGGAGGUAACGAGCAAAUUCAAAUGGUCAUCGACAGUGGAAUCGUUCCGUCGCUAGUCCCCAUGCUUGGUCACUCCGAUGCUAAGGUACAAACAGCCGCUCUUCGGGCUGUCGGCAACAUCGUCACGGGAUCUGAUGAACAAACGCAGCUCGUGCUCGAUUGUGGUGUGCUACAAGAAAUGCCACAGCUUCUAUCACAUCAAAAGGAGAAGAUCAAUAAGGAAGCUGUGUGGUUCCUGUCUAACAUCACUGCUGGCAACCAGAACCAGGUACAAGCUGUACUCGAUGCAGGCUUGAUGCCAUUGAUCAUCAAUCUGCUCGGAAAAGCGGAUUUCCCCACACAAAAGGAGGCAGCAUGGGCUGUGUCUAAUGUAACAAUCUCUGGACGACCCGACCAGGUUGAGCAGAUGGUGAAUUGUGGUGUGAUUCCUCCCUUUUGUGCUCUCCUGGAUUGUAAGGAACCACAGAUUAUACAGGUUGUUCUUGAUGGCAUCAACAACAUCCUCAAAAUGGCUGGUCCUGGCGUGGAAGCAAUUUGCACACAGAUUGAAGAGUGUGGGGGACUGGAUAAAAUCGAACAGUUGCAAAAUCACGACAAUGAAGAAAUAUAUAAGCUCACAUACGAGAUUAUUGACACCUAUUUUAAUUCGAACAGUGAUGAUGAGAUUACGGCCGGGCAAGAAGUCGCUCUCAAGUACGGACGAGAUUAUCUCAUUGUUAUUCCCCUGCCUCCGGAGCAGAAAAUGGGAGUAUCCGGAGCAGAAAUGGGAGGUAUCCGGAGCAGAAAAUGGGAGGUAUCCGGAGCAGAAAAUGGGAGGUAUCCGGAGCAGAAAUGGGAGGUAUCCGGAGCAGAAAAUGGGAGGUAUCCGGAGCAGAAAAUGGGAGGUAUCCGGAGCAGAAAAUGGGCGGCAUCCGGAGCAGAAAAUGGGAGGAGGAUCUGUAACUCAAUCCAGAGUGCCCAACUUUCAUGCAUUGUCAAUUUGGGAAUUAGAAAAAUCUUGGAGGAGGACAUCGGAAGAAUAAUGUCAGCUGUUCGCCUUCGAAAGCUCAUUUCCAUCUGCAGCGGAUCCUUACAAGUAUUUUUUGCUCUUGGGUCAGACCUCGUCAAAGUUUCUGUGUCGAUCAGCUCAAUCUCUAUGACACGUUACAAUAUGGACACCUGCGAUGAUAUAUGUAGCUCUUGUUCAUUCUCAUCAUCGAACUCGAAGUCUGAAGUUGAUAUUUGA